UGAAUCUCCGGCGGGCUGCGGCUGGAAGUGCCGACCCCUCAGUCCGGCAUGGAGAUCCCGGGCCCCAGCACACCGUGCCCGGUGCAAGAGCAGCGUGCCCGUUGGGAGCGGAAACGCGCCUGCACUGCCCGGGAGCUGCUGGAGACCGAGCGGCGCUACCAAGAACAGCUCGGGCUGGUGGCCACGUACUUCGUGGGGAUUCUGAGAGCCAAGGGCACCCUCCGACCACCAGAGCGCCAGGCCCUGUUUGGGCCCUGGGAGCUCAUUUACGGCGCCAGCCAAGAGCUGCUUCCCUACCUCGAAGGAGGGCGCUGGGGACAGGGGCUGGAGGGCUUCUGCCCCCACCUGGAGCUCUACACCCAAUUUGCUGCCAACGCUGAGAGGUCCCGGACCACCCUGCAGGAGCAAUUAAAGAAGAACAAACGUUUCCGGAGGUUUGUGCGACUUCAGGAAGGUCGCCCUGAGUUUGGGGGCCUUCAGCUCCAGGACCUGCUCCCUCUGCCUCUGCAGAGGCUCCAGCAGUAUGAGAAUCUUGCCAUUGCCUUGGCUGAAAACACAGGUCCCAACAGCCCUGACCAUGAACAGCUCACAAGUAUGUUCUUGCUCCUCCACAGCAGUCCUUGGAGACUGCUUCUCUUACUCUUCAAGAAGUUAGACUCUGACCCUGGUCCUCUCUGGAAUAGCCUUUCACCACCACUAUUCACCCAAAGUUGGGCUGGGAGUGGGGCAUGGAAUAUUAUUCCAGGGGCUGCCCGGCGGAUAAGUGACACUGCCCAGAGAGUCCACACCAUCAGUCAGAAACAGAAGAAUGACCAGCACCUCCAGCGUGUCCAGGCUCUGCUCAGUGGACGGCAGGCAAAGGGGCUUAUCUCAGGCCGCUGGUUCCUACGCCAGGGUUGGCUGCUGGUGGUGCCUCCCCGAGGGGAGCCUCGGCCCCGAAUGUUCUUCCUCUUCUCUGAUGCACUCCUCAUGGCCAAGCCUCGACCUCCAUUGCAUCUGCUGCAGAGUGGCACCUUUGCUUGCCAGGCCCUCUACCCCAUGGCCGAGUGUCAACUCCACAGGGUCUUUGGCCACUCAGGAGGGCCCUGUGGUGGACUGCUCAGCCUGUCCUUUCCCCACGAGAAGCUACUGCUUAUGUCCACAGACCAGGAGGAGCUGUCGCACUGGUACCACAGUCUGACUCUGGCCAGCAGCAGCCAGAAGAACUAGAGGCAUCUUACAAAUUCGAGUCCAGGAUACCUCAGGGAUAGGUCAGAGUCGGGAGUACAAAGGAAUCUUCUUCAGUACUAACAAAACACAGACUCUUCACCGUUUGAGAAGGGUCAUUCUGUGUUUGCGUGAGACCAAGACACGCCAUGUCAUUUGACCAGCUCUUGAGAAUCAGGACACCAAACCUGACCCAAUUGAACCUCAGCUGAACCAGCUAUUUUUAUGUUGUAUGUAGUUUCUACAAUUUAUUUUCCCACAGGAUUUUAGUAAAGUUUUUUCCUUUUUGGAGAA
Messenger RNA from Mesoplodon densirostris (Blainville's beaked whale), 1500 nucleotides. RefSeq names its product Rho guanine nucleotide exchange factor 39 (gene ARHGEF39). The coding region runs from base 49 to 1209 and encodes 386 amino acids. Gene Ontology annotation, cellular component: plasma membrane. The record is from RefSeq and is a predicted model, not a curated record. Gene Ontology annotation, molecular function: guanyl-nucleotide exchange factor activity. The transcript has 9 exons. Gene Ontology annotation, biological process: positive regulation of cell migration. NCBI's taxonomy places the organism in Eukaryota, Metazoa, Chordata, Mammalia, Artiodactyla, Ziphiidae.